AUGGCGUAUGAUGCAGCAGCCAUAGAGUUUCGAGGUGUUAAGGCGAAGACAAACUUCCCAGUGAUGUCCUCGUAUUGUCUAGGAAGUAAGUUAUUUUCCUCCCAGACUCAGAAUCAUCUGGAUGCUCAUGGUCGUGGUCAUGGUGGUCUUGAUCGUGGUGAAAUGUUUCAUACUAACAGAUUCGGAUCCAUAAUCAUGGGUUCCGAUGCAGGAAAUCUCAGCGAGUCGGAUUCUUCAUCAGUGGUUGAUUUUAUGGGUAACGAUACUAAGGACAUUCAGAUCGAGCUCAAUUUUCCACCGGUGCCCAAGAACAAGUGA
Molecule: messenger RNA, 318 nt
Organism: Capsicum annuum
Lineage: Eukaryota; Viridiplantae; Streptophyta; Magnoliopsida; Solanales; Solanaceae
Product: ethylene-responsive transcription factor 11-like
Exons: 2
Coding region: 1-318 (105 amino acids)
Biological process (GO): regulation of DNA-templated transcription
Molecular function (GO): DNA-binding transcription factor activity
Source: RefSeq, a predicted model, not a curated record